ACUUUACGUGACGUUCUAAACAAAAAUGGCGGCCCCCACGAAAAUGGAGUUUGCUGUCCAGAUGACAUGCCAGGGAUGUGUCAAUUCUGUCAGAAAGGUGCUGAAUGGUGUACCAGGGAUAAUUUCAGUUAAUGUUCACCUGGACACAGAACAAGUGAUUGUUGAGAGUUCUCUCCCUUCAUCCCAAGUUAAAGACCUCAUAGAGACAACAGGCAAGAGAGCAGUCCUCCAUGGGUACGGAUCAAGUAAGGGCACCCAUCAUCUAGGGGCAGCUGUUUCUGUCAUGGAGACUGGAAACAGUUUGGUAAAGGGUGUAGUGCGACUUGUCCAGAAUGAUGAGACAACCUGCGUUGUGGAAGGGACAGUGGACGGACUGCCCAAAGGGACACACACUGUGUGCGUGCAUGAGCUGGGGGAUAUCUCCAAGGGGUGCAACAGCUGUGGAGACAUCUUUGGAUUAACAGACAAGGUGAAAGGCAUUAUCUCAGAACUACAAGUUGGGGAAGAUGGCCGAGGAAUAUUCCGUUGUGAGAACCCUGAUUUGAAAGUAUGGGAUGUAAUUGGGCGAUCUAUGAUUGUACAUCAAGGCCCAAAAGAGGAAAUAAUCAAGGCAGGAAAUUCUAACAGGAUGGUGUGUGGCAUCAUCGCCAGAUCCGCUGGUCUGUUCGAGAACUCGAAGAAGAUCUGUGCAUGUGAUGGAGUCACAAUCUGGGAGGAGAGAGAUAAGCCCCAGACAGGGCCACAGAGACAAAGCAAAUCCACACUCUGAUUGGCCAGAAAUAUAAUCCAGGGAUAUGAUUGGUCAAAACACUGAUUCAUUUGGUUUCAUACAAUUCAAAUUAGAUCUGGAAAUAUUUUUUAGUCAUGUAUUUGAGUUUUUAUGCAUUUUUAUGCACAAUUGAACAAAUAUUAUAAUGAUUGGUUCAUGAACCUAAGUACACCUUGGAUAUGAACAUAUGUUUAAGUUAUGUUUAAUUUAUUAUGGCAUGUGGAUUUGUCAGUAUCUUAUAAUACGUGUAAUAAUAAGCAGUGCAUUUCAGCAUUGAUGCCAAUGAAUCUUUGGGUAGUAGUCCCUAGUCUAAUGACAUGUAUAUCUAAUUAAGUGAUUGCAUUCUAAUGAUGUCUCUAAAUGUUACCAAAAUAUGGUACAGGCCAGUAGACAAAACCACCGAAUGUUAUAGUAAGUACACUGAGUUAGAGAUUUUACAAUGUUUUGCCAUUAGUGGUAUUAUGUUACGAAAGUUAACAACACUAUCACGAAAUUUAUGUUUUUAAUUAUGUUUAAAAUAUUUUUAAAAAAUGUACAUAGACAGUCAAUAUUAAAAGUAAGCUCAGUUUAAUAUAGCCAUUAUAUAACAUCAAAAGAUAUUCAUUAAUAAUGUUGCUUUAAGAUGAGUUAAGGCCAGUUUGCACAGACAACAACUAUUAUCAACAUCUUGUGGUAUUAUGUUGCAAUAGCUA
This is a messenger RNA of Haliotis rubra (blacklip abalone), 1461 nucleotides long. RefSeq names its product copper chaperone for superoxide dismutase-like. The record is from RefSeq and is a predicted model, not a curated record. Lineage: Eukaryota; Metazoa; Mollusca; Gastropoda; Lepetellida; Haliotidae. Gene Ontology annotation, biological process: removal of superoxide radicals. Gene Ontology annotation, molecular function: copper ion binding. Bases 26 to 769 code for a protein of 247 amino acids. The transcript is spliced from 7 exons.